Messenger RNA from Pogona vitticeps (central bearded dragon), 6614 nucleotides. Its product is annotated as serine/threonine-protein phosphatase 4 regulatory subunit 1. NCBI's taxonomy places the organism in Eukaryota, Metazoa, Chordata, Lepidosauria, Squamata, Agamidae. The record is from RefSeq and is a predicted model, not a curated record. Gene Ontology annotation, cellular component: cytoplasm. Gene Ontology annotation, biological process: protein dephosphorylation. Gene Ontology annotation, molecular function: protein phosphatase regulator activity.
AAAACGAACCAAAAAAAUAAUAAAAAAAGAAUUAACGGCGGCCCGCGCCUGGAGAAGGAACGGCACAGGCUCGGGCAGUCAUUCAAAAGUAACGGAAGACGUUUAAAAAGGAAUUGGAUGUCUGUGUGGGGGCCGCCGAGCGCCGGCUGGGUGUGUGGUUCAGCCGAGGGUCAGGGAGCGCAGGCGGCUCCUCCUUCGGGCCCUCCUCUCGGGCCCCAAAUCUCCUCCUCCUCCUCCUCUUCCUCCCCACCAAUGUCCAUUUCAAAAUGGCUGGGAUCCCUUUGUAUUUUGUGGAUUUGCAGGAUGACUUAGAUGAUUUUGGGUUUGAAGAUUAUGGACCAGAUUGUGAUAGCAUGAGGAUAACUGCAUUCUUGGACAUUCCAGGGCAGGAUAAUUUGGCUCCACUUGCACGUCUGGAAAAAUACGCCUUUAGUGAUAAUAUAUUUAACAGGCAAAUCAUUGCUAGGGGUCUACUUGAUGUCUUUCGAGAUUUCAGUCAGAAUGAAGAAGAUUACUUGACAGUAAUGGCAAUAGUGGUCCGGCUCUCUGAAGAUACAGAGCCUACUGUGCGAACAGAACUAAUGGAGCAAAUACCGCCAAUUGCCAUUUUUCUCCAGGAGAGUAGGCCAAACUUUCCAACAGCUUUUUCUGAAUAUCUUAUGCCCAUUGUAGUGAGAUACCUCACAGAUCCAAAUAACCAGGUUAGAAAAGCAAGCCAAGAUUCAUUAUUGAUACUCCUGGAACAACAUCUUGUUGCUCAACAUGAUAUUGAAAAUAAAGUGUGCCCUAUCCUAUUGGACCUCUCUGCUCCAGAUAGUGAUGAUGAAUACAAGGUAGAGGCUGUAAAUAUAAUAUGCAAAAUGGCUUCUAUGGUGAACAAAUCUACUGUUGAACGUUUGCUUCUUCCCCGAUUCUGUGAGCUUUGUGGUGAUGGAAAACUGUUUCAAGUCCGGAAGGUUUGUGCAGCCAACUUUGGCGAUAUUUGCAAUGCAGUUGGGCAAGAAGCCACAGAAAAGAGUUUGAUUCCAAAGUUCUUUGAGCUGUGUUCUGAUAGUGUUUGGGGUAUGCGGAAAGCUUGUGCUGAAUGCUUUAUGGCUGUCUCCUAUACCAUUUCACCGGAGAUUCGAAGAAGCAAAUUAUCUCCCCUCUUCAUCAGUCUCAUUAGUGACCCAUGCAGAUGGGUUCGUCAAGCUGCUUUCCAGUCCCUUGGGCCAUUCAUAUCUACUUUUGCAAACCCUUCUAGUGCUGGUCUGUAUAUUCGGGAGGAUGGAACACUGAGUAUACAACCAUCCAACCCAUGUCUAACAGGCAGUACUGAAAACAUCAUGCCAUCUAGUUCAGAGGAGCCAAUGGAAAAUAAAUUGGAAUCAUUGGCAGAGGGACCUUCUGCUAACGGCACACCUAAUUCUGAAAAAUCAAAUUCAGAUGCUCAAGAAGAAAGUUCAGCUAUAUGUGUUGAUUUUGCAGCAGAUCAGACUGCAUUGAGUCAAAGUGAUAAUGCUGAUCUUUUCAUGACUGAAGAAAUUAAAGACUGCCAAAUCAGUAAUUAUCAGGGAAUGAACUCAAGGAUCCAGUCUGCAGAGGAUGUCUUCAAUACUUUCUUAUACUGGCGUCCUCCGCUUCCUGACAUCAGUGAGGAUUUGGAACUGCUUCAGUGCAAAACUGAGGUACAUGAGGAGAACUGCUCAGUUUCAGAGGUUCUUUGUAAUAACUGUGUUGCCAGCAGUGAAAUUAAAAAAGUUCUGCAAAGUUUGCAGGAGCACAUGGAUGAUCCGGAUGUUCAAGCUCAGGUUCAAGUAUUAUCUGCUGCACUCAGAGCUGCUCAUCUUGAUUCUGUCAAUGAGUAUGAGAUGAAGAAGAAUGAAGAAGUUAAUGGUAACCACAAGGCAGAUGUGCCCCAUUUGGACCAGGAUCUCAAUGCGAUGAAGGAGAGCGCUUUGUCUUCAUUAUCAAGCCAGAGGGAGGUGAUUAAUCCAUCUCCCCCAACUGUAAUACAAAAUGUUGACUCAGAAGAGAAGCAGAAUGGGACUAACAAAGUAUUAGAGGCAGAAGGACAUGAAGGACAUGAAGAUGAUAAAGAAGAUAAAUCAAAAUUACAGGAUAUCAUACCUCAGCCAUUGUUAGACCAGUACUUAUCCAUGACAGACCCUGCUCGAGCACAAACGGUUGACACUGAAAUUGCAAAACAUUGUGCGUACAGUCUUCCCGGCGUAGCCUUAACACUGGGCAGGCAGAACUGGCAUUGUUUGAAGGACACAUACGAGACCUUGGCAUCUGAUGUGCAGUGGAAGGUGCGUCGGACACUUGCUUUCUCCAUUCAUGAGCUGGCUGUUAUCUUGGGAGACCAGCUAACAGCAGCAGACUUAGUGCCAAUUUUCAAUGGCUUCUUAAAAGAUCUGGAUGAAGUGCGCAUUGGGAUCCUAAAACAUCUGUAUGACUUCCUUAAGUUGCUUCAUGUUGACAAAAGGCGUGAAUAUCUUUACCAGCUUCAAGAAUUUGUGGUUACAGAUAACAGUAGGAAUUGGAGAUUUCGUUACGAACUUGCAGAGCAACUCAUUUUGAUACUUGAACUCUAUAAUCCUAAUGAUGUGUAUGAUUACUUAAGGCACAUUGCACUAACUCUCUGUUCAGAUAAAGUCUCUGAGGUCAGGUGGAUAUCCUUCAAGCUGAUUGUGGCAAUAUUACAGAAAUUUUAUGUGAACCGUGCAAACUCUCUGGGAUUAAAUUUCAUUAAUGAGCUGAUUAUGAGGUUCCGCCAUUGUUCCAAGUGGGUUGGAAGACAAGCAUUUGCCUUCAUCUGCCAGGCAGUGGUGGAAGAGGAAUGCAUGCCUGUCGACCAUUUUGUUGAGCACCUGUUGCCCAGCCUGCUCAGUCUGGCUUCUGAUCCGGUGCCAAAUGUAAGGGUUCUGCUUGCUAAAGCUCUGAGGCAAACACUGUUGGAGAAAGCAUAUUUUAGAAGUGUGGGCAACCCUCAUCUGGAAGCUGUUGAAGAGACUGUUCUUGUUCUGCAAACAGAUAGGGAUCAAGAUGUUUCAUUUUUUGCCACGAUCAAACCAAAACCCAACAGUAUACACAUUACUUCACUUGAAAAACAAAAUUAAUUUUGCUUGUUUCUGCGGACCAGAAAAUGAUUACUCAGCUUACAGAUUUCUGCUUUGGCUACUAACCUGGUGGAAGACUGUGUCACGUAUCCAAUGCAACCCAAGGAGAAAGGGCUUGUUCUUUAUUCAUGUACUUAAACGAGGAACACAUUGACCUUUUAUCAAAAAACUGGCAAUAGUGAUAUGAAAUACUCAUGAACCAUACAGUUUCUAGAUGUUUUUUUCCCUCUCAAGAAGGUUGGUAUAAUGUUUGUCUCUACAAAGGUUCAGUAUUGUACGUAAACAGUCAUUUGAAUUAAUACACAUUCACAACGUCUGCAUCGUUCCAGAGAUCAGGAAUAUGUCUUUCUAAUAAGCUCACUCAAAGACUCAAAUUAGUUGCUUGGCUACAUUUCAGUGUGCCAUCCAAGCUUAGAGCUAUUCUAGCUGGUGAACAUGAAAAAUGUGGACAGUUUUACUCAUUUUGUUGUAAAUUGUUCCAUUGGUUGGUGACAUCCCCAAAUCACUCCAAGUAUGUAUCAUACGGUCCAGAAAUAUGGCUAAGGAUUCAGAAAAUAUGAAUUUUACCUGUUACAAGUAAUUUUUAAAAAGUACAGCACAGUUGUCUUGUUAGAGAAAAAGUAAUUUUCAGAGGUCUGUCCCCCUUCUGAGAGUAGAUGGCUAUGUUUUUAAAAUGACAGAGGGCUUCACUUUAUGAAUUUGUAGCACUGUGUAUGCACAUGUGAGUGUUAACUUAAAAAAAUGUCAUAGUGGUAACUUAUUUUCAUUCCUGCAAUUAACCCACAGCACCUUUCUGCUGGAGCUGUGAUAUAUAUGCUUCUAAGUUACAUUACAUUUCUCAAACAACUUAAUUCUGAAGUAAUUCUUGUAUAGUUAUUGGAGUUACUCCAUAUUAAGUGGUUUUGAGGUUUCUGGGCAUAGAUUUGUUCUGAAGUUUUGGUUUUCUUUGGAAAAUACAGAGUGAGAUCGGAAAUAUAAAUUCCCUAAAAAUGCAUACCUAGUACUGGUUUAUGAAUGAAGCUCAAAGCUCAGGGCAUCUGGGUUUCUGUCCUCCUGCUAAUGAAAGCUGUUCAUUUUUGGAAGGUCUUUGGAAGUUUUGUUACAGAGUGUGGUAUCCAGCCGCUUUACCUGUGUUCACAUAGGAUUUUUUAAAUCUUUCUCUUGACCAACUGCAUUCUCUAUCAAAAAAACUGCUUGCAAAGUCUAGAGCCUUUCCAGAGCAGUAUUCCAUUUGGUAUGAGGCCCAAAAAAAAUGUCUUCUAUAGCCAUCCAGAAGAGAAAAAGAUGAAUCUCUCUGUAUGUAUAUUUUCCAUGCGUUCACGGACUUCUCAGGAUUAUGACCAUUCUGGUUUUUUGGUAGAAAUGGGGAUUGAAGUAAUAUAAUGUCACUUUUCUGUGAUCUCAGACAGAAUACAAAAAACCAAACAUACCACCCAGAAGUAUAAGUGGGAAAGGAAGGAACUGGUUGAGACAAGUGUAAUUGGAAUACAGCUAACAUUAUAUUAUGUGUUUGGAAGCCUUGGGGUUAAAAUGAAACACAAGGUUGAUUCAUAUUGUGUUCUUUAUUCAGGAAUCGUACUAAUACCCUGUCUUUAGUUAUGUAUGAAAAUGUGACCUGCAAAAACGCAAUACUUGCAACGUUUCUUGAAACUCCAGGAAUCAGAACCCCAGAUUAUAUGGUUUGUACAGAAGAUGAUGAUGUAUAGGACUUAGAUGCUCAUCAGGAAUCAUUCAGAGUUCUGUUUUUAAUUGUUGAGGUUACAUAGUGUGAAUUUUCCAUAGAACCAUUACAAAAAGAUCUUAAGAUUUGUGAAGCAAUAUCCUCUUCAGGUUUUUUACAUGAGUGUGCAGCCAUUAAGCAUUUAAAUGGGGGGAAAAAAACCUUCAGAGGGAACACUAAUCUUUUGGAUCUUUCCAUUAAGUAGUUGUAUUGUCUGGAUUGUUGGCCUAAUUCUUGAUAUGUUUUCUUGAUUUUAAAAAAUUGGUUUAAUUUGCCACAAUUGCCUACCAAAAUCUGGACAUAAUCACAUGAAAGAUUCUGUUCCAGACUGCAAUACAGUGUUUAGCAUUUGUAAUAACAUUCAUUGCUCUGCGAGAUCCUACAGCGCUUUUAGAAACAAUCUAGAAACGUGUCCUUGCUUUUUCAGUAUGCCACGCCUAAACUCUGUUAAUUCUGCAAGGUGGUUCUACACUUAAAUUUUUUAAUGUGUUUAAAACAAAAUGCCUCCUCAAUGCAAAUGAUUUUUUAUGACUGCAGUUGCUCAACAAAAGUACCAAAUUUUUUGGUAGUUUUAUUAUCUUUUUCUAAUGCUAACAUUAUACAAGUAUUUUUUAACAGUUCAGAUUUUUCUAAAAUUGUUCUAACCAGGUUUUGUUUGUGUUGACCAUUACAGGUCAUUAAUUUUUUUCAGCACUGAUCAUAAUUUUUUUAAAGUGUACAUAGAAAUGUUUGAGUAGAACUGUAUAUAGUCUGCUGUUUGGACUUUAAAAAUAAAGUUUUGGCUGCCGUGUUAAGUUUUAUAUUGAUAGGUACCCUUUGCUACACUAGCCUACUACAUACCAUAAGCUUCCAGGGGCUUUUGUUUCAUGAAGUUAUUGUUUAGCUAGUAUGAUUUAUGCAUGAGUAAACUGUUUAACUAAAUUUUGCUGAAAUUACAGAUCAACUUUGUUUUUGUUUGUUUGUUUGUUUUCAUUAAAAAUCAGCACCUUUUCCUAAAUCCAGGGGUUUUUGAUUGUUUUUAAAAUUACAUUUUUGUUAAGUUUUUAAAAGGUGUUUAAAAACCCAUAGUUGCAUGCACUAGAGAAGAGAAUUCUGGGCACUUCUGUCCAACGUUCACUUUUCACAUUUCUUCACCUUCUAAUCCUUCUUCAUCCUGCAUUGAUGUUUUUGAAUAUGAAUUAUUAUAGGCAGCGGAUGUAAGUUGCAAAAAACUGCACAGGCACAACCUCCAUUUAUUUAAUGUGGCUUGUCUGUAGUUUCUACAUAAAUGCCACUGAAAUGUAUGCAGCAGCCAUUGUUGAAUUGUUCCCCAAUACAAUGUAUGCAUGCCUAGAUGACAGCACCUUAUUACAUCCCUACUGGAAAAAAAACCCAAAUGUAUGUAAUUGAGAGUGAAGCACCAUAAUCCUAGAAAUGAUAAUGAAAAACACACAGUGAGCAAAAGUUGGUAUGUAGUUGCCUCAGGAAAAAAAAUGGCCAGGUUUUCCCUUUUAAAACAUGUUUCACUAAGGAUAAUGAAAAGAAACAUUAGUAGUGCAAUUUUGAGAUACUGAGCACUUGUAAUCCAAAGCACGCCAUUUAUUUUUGCCUAGAACUCAACUCAAAUAUGUUCUUAUUUGCUGCACAUGGUUCUAAAUUGGGCAUCUCCAAGAAUGCUGCUCAAGUGGCAGUUUGCAUGUAAAGGAUGGUGUUUAAGGACACUCCGAAAGUGCCACUGACUCUGCCAGAACAUAGGACUGAUGUAACUUUCUGUUCAUAUUUAUCUCAAUAAAACCCGUGUCUGUUUUAUCAAA